AGCGUGAACUCUGACCGCUUUUACAUGAUAAGAAUCCACGUGGGGACUUUCAUCUCUAGCGGUAUAUAUAAAAUGGGGUGCAAAGUUUCGCUCUCGUAUCAAAAUAGGACUUCAACAUUUAUAUUAUUUACCGAAAGGGGUGAGACUUCGAAGUCGUCAUCCCUUGUGAAAAUUCUACGUUAGGAGGUAGCAGUAGCAGUCGAAAGUCGGCGGAAUGCCCGACGUUUUUCUUUUUUCUUUAUUUCUUUUUUUCCUUCAGUAUGGGGUGAGCGAAAGUUAUAAACCUGUCAUAUUGAUGCACGGCAUUCUUUCAUCCCAAAGAGAUUUAAAUGACCUGAAAGCAUUUAUUAAGAAGGCUCACCCAGGAACAGAAACCUACAAUAUAGAUGCCUUUAACGAUCUGCUCAGCUUGGAGCCCAUGGGGAAACAGGUCAGAAUAGUUGCCCCAAUAAUGAAGAAAAUAAUGGAUGCCAACCCACAGGGGGUCCACUUGAUCUGCUUCUCUCAAGGAGGCCUUGUAUGUCGCGGGGUGCUAGAAACUUUGCCUUCCCACAAUGUUUAUAAUUUCAUAUCCCUCAGCUCUCCUCAGGGGGGACAAUUUGGAGUGCCUUCCAUGCUAAAGCCAUUUAUUCCUGCAGUUAGCCGGGAAUAUUUAUACGAGGUUUUCUAUACCUCUGUUGGACAGAAUGUGUCUGUAGGAGAUUAUUGGUACGAUCCACAUCAUUUGGACCUCUUCAAAAAACCUGCCUUAAAGGUUUUCCUUGCACAGUUGAACAAUCAGACAGCCAAUCCUUACAGCAGUGCUUUCAAGAACAACUUCCUAAAAAUAAAAAACCUCAUCAUGAUUGGUGGUCCAGAUGAUGGGGUGAUCACACCAUGGCAGUCUAGUCACUUUGGAACGUAUGAUGAAAAUGAAAAUGUAAAAGAAAUGGUCAACCAAGAGUAUUAUAUCAAGGACUCAUUUGGUCUUCAAACCCUGAACAAAAGAGGAUCAUUGCAUAAGUAUGUUAUCCCUGGUGUUAAGCACACUCAUUGGCAUGGCAAUAAAGAUGUCUUUGAAAAGUGUAUUGAACAGUGGCUGGAUUAG
Lingula anatina is the source of this 1087-nucleotide messenger RNA. Its product is annotated as lysosomal thioesterase PPT2-B. The record is from RefSeq and is a predicted model, not a curated record. Lineage: Eukaryota; Metazoa; Brachiopoda; Lingulata; Lingulida; Lingulidae. Gene Ontology annotation, cellular component: lysosome. Gene Ontology annotation, molecular function: thiolester hydrolase activity.